Messenger RNA from Neurospora tetrasperma FGSC 2508, 336 nucleotides. RefSeq lists its product as uncharacterized. The record is from RefSeq and is a predicted model, not a curated record. NCBI's taxonomy places the organism in Eukaryota, Fungi, Ascomycota, Sordariomycetes, Sordariales, Sordariaceae. The transcript has 3 exons. The coding region runs from base 1 to 336 and encodes 111 amino acids.
AUGGACAGAUGGCCCGUCAAGCAAGACGGCAAGGACGGGCGGUCGGGAAGUCAUCAGCUUUCAGAACUAUGUAAAGAACCAGAGCCAGAAACAAGGAAGUUCUAUGGCGAUGAUGGUUGCUUGUUUGAUGUCGAUAUUUCUAUGGCUGAUGGUCGAUGGCGUCCGGGCGGCGCGGCGACGGCAAGGUUCAAGGCUUCAAAUGCCACCACCACCACAGGCGAUGUGUGUAUUAUUAUGAGUCCCUGCUACUCCUUCGGGAGGAAGGUGCUCGGUUUCGCAACCCCCCAACCCUUUUUUUUUCUCCAUUGUCCCCAUCUCUGUAGGGCACUGCAAUGA